GAUUUUGGAGAUCGUUGCCUCUCUUCUUUCUAGUAGCCCUGUGGACAUACUGAGGCUGAUGAAGAUCGCCUUCAUGAGAGUCUUGAUCCAGGUGGCUGCCUCGCUGGGUUGGCCAGAUGAAGCUCUUCAUGAUGAGUUGGUUCGUGGCUUUCGCAUUACAGGGCUGCAGGAUGCAAGUGGUGUCUUUGGUCUUGAUCCUCGGCCGGCUUCGGGUACCAAGGAGGACUUGCUGAAGCAGUCGAAGCAUCUCAGGCCGGCUUUGUGGGCGAAGAUCAAAGGAGCCCCUCUGGACUCUCUGGGGCGCGAGCUGUGGGACAUUACUUAUGCUGAGUACCUAGAUAAAUCUUGGCUUGAGGAGCCGAGGACCUUCUCUCAGCUUGAGCAAAUGAUGCCGGAGGGUUGGGUUCCAACUCGCCGCUUUCCUGUGGUACAGCANNGUGGGACGAAUGGAGCGUGCAGUACUCUGGAUAAGCUUGAUCUUCGGGCCUUGGACGAGACGGUCUUUACGGCUAUGCUGAUCAUGCGCUGUCUGGAGUCCCGUUGCUUUGCUUUGAGGUUGGACGAUGGUCGCGUUCUUCGAGGGCGCGUUCAUCCCUACUGGCUGCAGCAUCCAGACAGGGCUCGUGUGCUUGUUAAGACGGUGGACCUUAAAUCUGCCUACAAACAGCUCGCUUUGCAUCCGGAUGACAGGAGGUUCAGCGUGAUCUCUUUGAAAGAUCCGGCUGAUGACGAGCCCAAGGGUUUCUUGUGUCGGGUGUUGCCUUUCGGCAGCAUCGCAAGUGUUGGACACUUCAACAGGGUGGCGCGUUUGGUGCAACGAAUCUUUCACGAGAUGAAAUUGCUUGCUGCAAAUUAUUUUGAUGACUAUCCUUUGCUGGAGGUGGCUGAGCUGAGCCAGAACGCUGAUCGGUGUGCCAAAGCAGUUCUUGACCUUUUUGGUUUUACGUGGGCCAAAGACAAGGAUGAGGCCUUCUCCCCCUGCACGGAUCUUCUUGGUGUCAG
Molecule: messenger RNA, 1002 nt
Organism: Symbiodinium necroappetens
Lineage: Eukaryota; Dinophyceae; Suessiales; Symbiodiniaceae
Source: the annotation of a GenBank genome assembly